UGCUACUAUUGAGUUUUUGCAAAUAUUUCUCCCAACUCUCCCGCCCAAAAUUAACCAAAAUAGAAAACAAACCUUCCAAUUCUCCGCAAAAAUCAAACAAAUGCUACGAUGUCUAGGGCCACCGCCACCACCGCGCCGUCAAAACCCAGCUCCGCCACCGCCAACAACCACCCUCCACAGCCGCAAUCGUCGCCGAUGACGGAUGUAGAAUUAGUUCAGCUAGCUCAACUGCACCAUCGCCCUAUCUCCUCCCAACCUACACCCGUCCACCUCCCGCCAUUUCUUCUCUCCGAGUCCUCCCACCCCACCCUCCUCUCCUACCUCGAUUCACGUGCCGCCUCUGUUAAUUCGUCUUCUGCCGUGGCCGAAUAUAUUUCAGCCCUCUUUUCUCUGACCUCCCACCACCCCUCCGUACUUUCGGCCCUACUUCCCUCCCUCCUCCUAUCUUACCUUCCCCUCUUCACUUCCCGCAAAAUCCCUCACGAUCACCACUCGCUCUCCACUCUCCAGCUCUUCGCCGUACACCUUGAUGCAAUUGAAAUUACGAAAAUUCCCGAAACUAUUAAUUUAAUCAUCAUGUAUCUUCAUGAUGUCAAGGAUUUUGAAGAUGCCCAUGUCCUAGUUCUCCUCCCAAAGUGUCUUGAAUUAGUCAGAAUCUCUAAUGAAAUCGAGAAGCCCAUUGAGUACAUAAAUUCGGUGAUUGAUGGUUUGCUUAACUGUGAGUGGAGCAAGGUUGUGUUGGUGAAAUUGGUGGAAAUAAUCCGUGAUGUUUCAUGUAUUGAUAAAGGGAUAAAAAGGGAUUUUCUGGAAAAAGUUUUUAAUGGAAUGCAAAACAACAUCGAAAUGCAGGAUUUGCCGGGGCUGGUUUACCAAUUAUUGGUGUUGGCCUCAAAAGGUUUUAAUAAAAGGGACGUGAUUGAGGGGAUUGUUUCUUUUUUUGGUGGUAAAAUCAAGGGUGGUUCAAUCAUGAGGCAAGUGGAGGGGACUGUUUUGCUGCAUGUAAAUUUUGCGGUAAAGCAGGAUCCGUCGUUGGGACAGGAGGUUUUGGGGCUGGUGAGGUCGGAUUCUCGGGCUUUGAAUCAUUUUACUGUUGCCCUUUUGCUGUCGGUGGCUAGAAUUAGGAGGUUCAGCGAGAGUGCUAUUGGAGUUCUCAGAACUGCAUUGUUUAAUGCUUAUAAAGAUUACAACUUCGCAAAAGUCUGUAAAUGGCUAUCAGAUGAACUAAAGGAAGAAUAUCUGCAGAAUGCCAGAGUUAUAGAGAAGGCUGUGCUUAAAGCUGUUAAUGAGAGCCAUUAUGGAAGAGAGCACAUUGUACCGAGCAUUGUCCAAUUUGGAUUCGGAUUACUUGAAGGAGUAGAAGAAGGAAACCAAAAAAAAUUGUCCAAGUCUGAUGGUCUGAUGGGUUCUGAGGAGCUAGCUACUCAGGUGCUGAAAAGUUUAUUUGAAGUGCAUGACAUGGCAAGAAAUGAGAUAAUUGAGCAAUGCAAAUUUCGGAUUCUUUCUUUAAAGCCUGAACGAGGCCAUCCCGUCAUAAGACUGCUCGGAUAUCUCGCUCUGAUUCACCCACACCCAGUGUUAGAUCAUGUUUCACACUUGAAGGAAAUGCUGGAUUAUUUUACAUUCAUGCACGGCAAAAUUUCCUCUCAUCUUGUCACUGUUUUACUACCUCUCAUCAAGAUCAAUCGUAUUCUUCAGGACUAUACCAUCUUGGUGUUGCGUAAGGCUAUGUUUAGGCGAGAAAGUUCAGUGCGUCUUGCUGCUACUGGAGCUAUUAUUGAUCUGAUAUUAGCAUGUAAGCAAUCAAAAGGAGAUAGACUGUUUUCUUUUCAAGAAUCAAGCAGUCAGGCAAGUUGCAGCCAGCCAGCUGAAAUACACCAUGCAACUGGAGCAGGGCUUUUUGAAGAGCUCAGUGGUUUGCUACAAAGAUGUCUUUAUCAGCAGGCAAGCGUGAGGGAGGUCCUAUAUCAUGGCUUAGUGAAGCUUGUUCUGGUGGAUCACUUAUUUGUUGAGGCUGUUUUCGAUUUUCUCUUGCCUCACUUCCUACGAUUUUACAGAGAGGAUGCAGAUGUACCAUUGGCAAUUGACCUAUGUACUAAACUUGACUCGGGUGGAGUUUGUAUCGAAGAGCCACUGGACUGCCUUAUGUUUUGCAUCUCUUUGAUUCUUUUUCUUCAACCACAUUGUAGAUCUGAUACUCUUCCAGAUUCAGGGGCUUGUUUUGGCUUCUCUAUCACACAAGAGAAUGAGGCUGGAAAAGUGUUGUCUGGAGAGUCAUUCUCCAACGCAUUAGUGAAGAUCCGGAAGUUCCUAAGAAAUGAGAAUUUAGAAGGCCUUUUGUGUAAAAGUCAAAAUUCAGGCUCUACACCCAUAGAAGAUGAAAAACUGAGAUGCCGUGCUAUCCUUUUGUUGGGGAUUGUUGAGGUAAUGUUGAACAUCAUUGUUACUGAAUUGGAGAAAGCAACAGAGGUGAACAAAAUGGAACUGGAAAGCGAACUUUCAAUAUUAGUUGGCUUUUAUGAGUCCUUGGAAAAGCAUACAUCUAUUUCUCGACCAAGCAAUGGUAUCAGAAGAGGGACAGUACGACCUACUGCUAGUGAUGCUGCCGAUAGACUUGCUUCAGGCAGCACCAAGCCCUCUUCAGAAAGGACCCCUCUUCUGGCAAUUCCAAGCAUCUGUCAGCUAUUGAAAAUGGCAUUAGAGUCAUUGACACGUGAUUCCUCUAGAACUGGAGCAGCUUCCCAGAAUCAAAUGCAGUUGUCCACGGGCGAGGCAUCAGCUCCAAAUUCUGAACUUCUUUCUUCAGUUCUAAACAUUUGCUUUCGCCAGUUAAAACUUUUUUCUUUUCCGGAUAAAGACGAUCCUUGGAAGACAUUGAUUUAUGGCGAUAUUAAGCUGUUGGGGUCUCCACUGCUGAAAAUAAUUUGGUGUCUCAAGUCUGAUACAGAUAAAAAGAAAAAAGAAGCCGAGGGAAGGAAAGAUAUUGAAGAUAGAAGGGAACUUAUUCAUUUGGGAUUGCUUUGCUUGAAGAAAUUGAUUGAGAUAAGUUUGUAUAGCUUAAAAUAUGUGGGCUUAAUUGAUGAUUUGGUAUCGUCUCCUGGACUUGAGCAAGAAUCUAUUCAUUCUAUGGAAUUCCACUGCAUUGAUGGCUGUAAAUUAGCAGAAGGCAUUGAUGAUCAGAACACAAGAAUCAAAGAAUUAUUCAUUAAGAUGAAUAUUAAACCACUGCUUACUAAGUUUCUUGCUUUUUCUUUCUUCCACGAAGCUCAGAUUCUUUGUGAUAUAACGGCUAUGAUUGGCAACAAAUUGCCUGAAGAAAGGAGGAAUCUUGUUGCCAUGUGGGCGAUAAGCGUCUGCAAAAACAGUGAUGUGUCAAAUUCUAAGGUUGCUAAAAGCUUGGUCUCUCUUGCUGUUUCUUUAAGCUCGCCACCUGGUGACCUACUGGUUGCCCAAGAAAUGGCUGCAGAACUUUCAAAAGUGAAGGGAUCAGAUGACAGUGAUCCGUUAGAGAAAUCUGAAACCUUCAGCGUCAUAAACAAAUCAACGGAUGAUGCAAUAGCUUCUAUCGUACUGCAGUUAGCUGAAUCAACCAUCGUUGACAUGGAUUGGAUCGUAGCAAGACUGAAUACAUACCACACAGCUACUCGAAAAGGCAUUCCUCCUCGUCAAAUGGGUAUAUUUGCUUCUGGAUCAGUACUGGAAGACACACUUUAUUCAAGAGCUGAAGCCCUCGUGAAGGUCUUAUCUUUUUUCGUUGCCAUGACCCUCAAGGAUCCUCAAGCAGAAUAUUUACUGCGAAUUGCUGCGAAGUUUUACAAGAACCUAGCUAGGAUAUCAAAGCUGUGUAUUGCUUCUAAAGGCUGCAAGCAAGUUUUACCGAGCCUUAAUUACCAGAAACUCGUGGAAAUAACUUGCAGGCAGUUAACUGCCCCAAUUUAUAACUUUGUCUCACAGAUGCAACAGAGCCAACAGGAGAGCAAUAAAUCUAGAGGACUUGUUAAUAAAAUCAAAAGAGAAAACCGAUGCAUCCCGGACUUGAUCUUCCAGAUAGAAGACUAUGAGAAAUAUCUCAUCCAACUUAGCAAGAUCACCAAAAUUAAUCUGUUGAGGCAUGCCAAACGUAGCACAUCCCGGGAUUUCAAAAUUGUAGAGCCAAGUGAAGAUGCAUUGGAAGAUGAUAACCCUAACCAAGAACCGGAAAACUAUAAUAUCAAUGAUGCUGAAAGUGAAUCGUCCAAAGAAUCUGGAAACGAAGAAACAGAAGAAACCGAAUGCGUUCGGGCGCCCGAGUCUAAUCCUCUGGCUGCAGAGGAUUCUGAGAGUGAGGAUGAUGCUACUCUACCUAAAACAAAAAGAGCAAAAAUGGGCAGCAUUGUGCACGAAUCCUCUGAUGAAGAAGCAUAAAAAUCACCAUCAUUUGCUUGUUUGUUAGGAUUAUAAAAUAUUAUUGGAUAGUAUUAUGAAGGAAAACAAAUUAAAAUCUUGUUAAUUUUAUUGUUAAUAUUUUGUCAAAGAUGAAUAUUUGCCUUCUUGUGUUGUAAAAUUGGAUCUUCGUGCUACUU
Olea europaea var. sylvestris is the source of this 4559-nucleotide messenger RNA. Its product is annotated as Fanconi anemia group I protein homolog. The transcript has 13 exons. The coding region runs from base 109 to 4401 and encodes 1430 amino acids. NCBI's taxonomy places the organism in Eukaryota, Viridiplantae, Streptophyta, Magnoliopsida, Lamiales, Oleaceae. Gene Ontology annotation, biological process: DNA repair. Gene Ontology annotation, molecular function: DNA polymerase binding. The record is from RefSeq and is a predicted model, not a curated record.